This is a messenger RNA of Rotaria sordida, 537 nucleotides long. Lineage: Eukaryota; Metazoa; Rotifera; Eurotatoria; Philodinida; Philodinidae. The record is from the annotation of a GenBank genome assembly.
AUGGAAAGUAAAUAUGAUAUUGAAGCGACUCCUGUGAUGAAAUCGUCUGAUUUUUCAUCAAACGAACAAGAAAAUUUUAUUAAACGCAAGAUACAUUCUAUUGACAAAAAACUAGCAUUACCAUGUGUAAUCCUACUAUGCAUUGCAGUGAUUAUUCUCGUUUUCGGCAUACCAAUAACUCAAGUGAUUAUUGGAUCUAUAUAUUUUAAUUCAUGUCCUCUUGACAAUCGAUUACCCAUAUAUCUUGUCAUUGCUGGUAUCGGUACAUUAAUUUGUUUAACUUUUGCCAUCAUAAAGAAUUACGGAAAAAAGUCAAAUUGGUGGACAUUUUUCUUGUUCAAAUCAGAUACAUUGUGUCUUAUUUGGUUUAUAACUGGAACUGUUUGGAUAAGUCAUGCUAAAAAAAGAGUUCAAUAUUCAAAUCCUUAUGAUACAAUAACUUAUUGUGAACAUACAGUAAUUACUUGUGUCACUGUAACACUAGUCUUUAGUUAUGGAAUCGUUAUUGGUUUGCUUGGUUAUCAUGUUGAAAGUUAA